AUGUCUCAGUGGGCAAAAGUGCAGCAGAGCCCGACCAUCUUUCGGGAGAUGCAGAAGAAUUAUCCACCAUACUUUCCUAUGGAGGUUCGCUACUUCCUGUGUCAGUGGAUAGAAGAUCAGCAAUGGGACAUGAUUGAUACAAACAACUUGCAGUAUUCAUCAGUUGCUGAGAAGAUUCUCAAUGAAAUGUUGGAAUUAUUGCGUUGUAAAACUUUAGAGCUUACAAGUCAGGAGUUCUUUAUUAUUCGAAUAAAACUUGAAGAAUCAGUUCAGAGACUCGAGAACCUGGUGAAAACAAACCCAUUAGAAAUGGUUCAGGUUAUCAAGAAUUGUCUGGCCAUGGAGGAAAAACUUAUUGGUCAGUCAGAGGGCACAGAGAAUGACUCUAAAAAUUUGCAGCACAAACAGGAAUCGUUCAUCAUUCGUUUUAGUGAUAGUCAGAAAAUUUCAGCGCAGCUACAGCAACUGGCACAAAUGCCGAUUUCAGCAGAAAAGACACAGAAAGAAGUACAGCUCAGAGCUCAGAAAGAUCACAUUGACCUACAGCUGGCGAUGUUAGCCCAAGAACUUUUGCAGCUGCGGAUAGAUCUGGCGAGGAAAUACGAGGAGACAAUCAUUGGUCUUCAGGAGCUGCAGAAGGAGAUUCUUGACAAUGAGUUGAUAUCAUGGAAACGAAGGCAGCAGUUGGCUGGCAAUGGACUUAUUAUGACUAAUUCUAGUUUAGAGACACUACAGCAAUGGUGUGAAUCUCUUGCUGAUUUGAUAUGGCAGAACAGGCAGCAGAUAAAGAAGUCGACACAGCUUCAACAGCAGCUGCCCAUUAAAUUUCCCGACAAUAAGGAGGAUUUGUUACCGAAGCUGAACGAUACAAUCACUGGACUUCUGUCUUCCCUAGUUACCAGCACAUUUAUCGUUGAGCAGCAGCCCCCACAGGUGCUAAAGAAGGAUGCUAGGUUUGGUGCAGUUGUCCGCUUGUUAGUCGGAGGAAAGCUUAAUGUCCAUAUGAACCCACCACAGGUCAAGGCCACAAUAAUCAGUGAAAACCAAGCCAAAGAUUUGCUGCGUAAUGAUGUGAAAGCUAAAAAUGAUACAAGUGGAGAGAUCCUGAACAACAACGGGACAAUGGAGUAUCAGUCCAGCACAGGACAGCUCAGCAUCAAUUUCAGGAAUAUGCAACUCAAGAAGAUCAAGAGAGCAGACAAGAAAGGGUCAGAGGCUGUGACCGAGGAGAAGUUCUGCAUUUUGUUCCAGUCAGAGUUUAGUGUGGGUGGAAAUGAAUUAGUCUUUCAAGUCUGGACUCUGUCCUUGCCUGUGGUGGUAACUGUCCAUGGCAACCAGGAAUGUAACGCCACAGCCACAGUUCUCUGGGACAACGCCUUUGCUGAACCUGGUCGAGUGCCCUUCAUGGUGCCAGACCAGGUGGAAUGGAAGAUGCUGGCCGAUCAACUGAAUAUGAAGUUCAUGUACCACACUGGCAAAGGGUUAAGUGAGACCAAUCUAACAUAUAUUGCAUCCAAAUUGUUUGGUAAAAAGGAUCCCUCAACAUGUAUGGUGACUUGGGCACAGUUCAAUAAGGAUACCCUUUCUAACAGAUCAUUCACAUUCUGGGAGUGGUUCUAUGCCAUCCAAAAACUCACAAAGGAACAUCUGAAGGAUCUGUGGACAGACGAUGCAAUUAUUGGAUUUGUCAGCAAGAAUCAGGCUCAGGAUUGGCUGAGCAAGCAGCCAAUGGGAACAUUUCUGCUGCGUUUUAGCGAUUCUGAAAUUGGGGGAAUCACAAUUGCUUGGACAGGAGAAAGAAAAGAAGUAUGGAAUUUGGCACCAUUCACCGCUAAAGACUUUCACAUUCGGGGACUUGCUGACCGAAUUAAAGAUUUGACCAGUCUGGUGACCUUGUACCCCAACAAACACAAGGACCAGGUGUUCUCCAAGUACUACACAUCUGCUGCUGAAAAUGUCAGUAAUGAUGGCUACAUUCGACCUCAGUUGCGAACAACCAUUCCAGAGUAUCCUAUUGCUAAUGACAUAAACCACAAAUAUGUUGAAUAUCCAUCCAUUUUACUGCUGCCACUAUCACCUCGUAAUAUUAUUGUUAUCAUGAGCAUUUU
Candidula unifasciata is the source of this 2108-nucleotide messenger RNA. The record is from the annotation of a GenBank genome assembly. Lineage: Eukaryota; Metazoa; Mollusca; Gastropoda; Stylommatophora; Geomitridae.